This is a messenger RNA of Ziziphus jujuba (common jujube), 1592 nucleotides long. RefSeq lists its product as uncharacterized. NCBI's taxonomy places the organism in Eukaryota, Viridiplantae, Streptophyta, Magnoliopsida, Rosales, Rhamnaceae. The transcript has a single exon. The record is from RefSeq and is a predicted model, not a curated record. The coding region runs from base 976 to 1308 and encodes 110 amino acids.
CACUGACCAGAACACAAAGGGAGAAAAAAAAAAGUAAUUAGUAGAAGAAAGUGAAACCCAAUAAUGAUGCCACCCAAUUUGUUUACAAGGAAAGUUGGCGCACUAAAGUUCACCUAUCACUCUCAAUCCCCAAUUAACCCCAAUUAUAUUGAAUUCUGAUCCCCAUAAUUAAAUUUAAAUCCAAGCAAGCAAACUUCACGCAACAGCAACACUUAGAAAAUUGCGACCAUACCAUGCACAAAUAAUUCGUUGCAACUUAAUUCUCAGCAAUUGAUACGCGGCCCACCAAUAGAUGCGGUAUUCUUUUACACGUGCCUCGUAUCAGUUGGUUCAUCAAGGAUGUAACCACCGUUUAGAAGAGGAAAGUGAUUGGGUCCAAUAAAAGGUUGAGCAGUGGGCCGAGUGCUCUGCCAAUGGAUAGGAUAUAACAAACGAUGUCGUUUGGGUCAUAGGAAGAAUUGCAGUGACAAGAAAAGAAUUGUAUGCCCGCCUUGUGCGGUGCAGCCACAUAGGCGUCUCAGUGAAAUACUGAACACGUGGCGUACUUGGAUUGCCAAAUAUUGGCGGGUGUACGACGGCAAAAAUGCCUUCCACUUUCCCUUCCAAGAAACACCCCAGGAACCUAAAAAACGAAUAAAAAGGGGAUAAGCACAAAUUAAAAAAGCUGGCACAUGCAAGCAGAUUCAGAAUCAGACGAGAGCAACGGAGACGAUUCCAUUUUGGUAAUUUCAGGUUGGUAAUUAAAAACCCCUCAGACAUUCCCAGAUUCAGAGGCGUUAAUUUUAAAAUCCCUUCUUCCCAGUUUCUCUAAUUUUGCGGCAAUUCCACGCAUACCUAUGCUUCAUUCCUAACCGAGAGCGCCCAUUUUUCCAUUUCCAUAAAUAGCCCCCUAAAGCCUAUUUGGUAAAGCAACAAGCUCAGCCAAAGCAGCAGUGGUAAUUUUUAAAAGAGUGAGAAAGUGUGAGAGAGAAAGCCAUGGCGGUUUCUGACGCCGUUGUUGCCAACUUGACGACGAUCUACGUGGCAGUCAUCGCAGGGAUCAAGGUUUAUGGGCUUGUUUUGGGCCGGAGCUUCGGCGGCGGAUUUGUGCUGAUCGUGUCCACCAUCUUGGUGGGACUCAUCCUUAUUGCAACGCUUACGUGGGACGUCUCACGUAAAGCCACGUAUGCUGUCUCUCGCGAUCAUCGUCGUGUCCAUGUCCACGAGAUGUGCAAGGGAGGUAUUUGUUGGCACGGCGUAGCCGUCCGGUCGCCGGCUUCUCAGGUCCGGUUUAGACUGCCACAGCAACUUCCUUAUGGAGCCAUGUGAAAAAGCUGUGGAUAAUAUUAUAUAUUUAUAUAUUAUAUAAUUUCAAAAAUAAGGAAAAAAAAAAAAAAAAACUUUAGUUUAAAUUUAACACUGUGAGAUACCCAUAUCCGUAUUGGAAUCUGUUUUCUGGGUUGGUGGCUUUUGUAGGGUUGGGAUAGGCUGAGUUUGGCUUUACUUGUUGAAGGGCGCACUCACGAGGUGUUUGUUUUUUGAGCUCUGAGGGAUAUCCGUGUAUAAAAAAUACAUCAAUAAACAAAUGUACAUAAGCUGGCUUUUUCUUGUAA